Messenger RNA from Anolis carolinensis (green anole), 5345 nucleotides. RefSeq names its product SH3 domain containing GRB2 like 1, endophilin A2 (gene sh3gl1). The record is from RefSeq and is a predicted model, not a curated record. Gene Ontology annotation, cellular component: cytoplasm; presynapse; glutamatergic synapse. Gene Ontology annotation, molecular function: protein binding. The coding region runs from base 1981 to 3087 and encodes 368 amino acids. Gene Ontology annotation, biological process: synaptic vesicle uncoating. The transcript is spliced from 9 exons. NCBI's taxonomy places the organism in Eukaryota, Metazoa, Chordata, Lepidosauria, Squamata, Anolidae.
GAGUAGGCGGAUUUAUAAUAUUAUCCCUCCGCGUGCAUGCGCAGUCCAGCGAGCGGAAGUGACCUGAGGGAGAGGGACGUGGAAAGCGAGCGGGGCAGAGCUUGGCGCUCCUCCGCUCGGCUGCCUCGGCCUGCCGGCUUCUCUCGCGCAAUUUCCCCUCAGAAGCGUUCCUUCGGCCUCCGCCGUGUCCUUUCUCCCUUUGGGGACUACUUUGUGUGUCCUUCCGCGCCGCUUGUCUGUCAGUCUGCCUUCUGUGUCUCCUCAGCCUGUCUGUCUCCGCCAUUCCUUUUUCUGUCAUACCAAAACCACUCGCCCCUUGCCUUCUGGGCUUUCCCUCAGCCUUCUUUCCUCUCAGGAACUCUUUGGGACUUCUCUCUUUGCUCUGCCUCACUGAGGACUAGGCCCUAAAGCCUUACCUCACUGAGGUCUAGGCCCUUGACUAUUUGGACCUUCUCUCUUUGCUCUGCCUCACUGAGGACUAGGCCCUUGAGCCUCUGGCCUAUUAUUACUAAUAUUUAAAUUGGCCUGCCUUCCUGUAUGAGACCUUUGAGCCUCAAGACUUAUUCUGAUUGUUAAUAUUAAUAUUUUAAUUGGUCUGUUUGGAGUCUUUGGGCUGAUUUAACAUACUAGUUACUCUGCCUCGUUGCUGAGAAUAUAAAUCGUUCUGCGUCCCCGCUCCUUAGCCUUAUUAUUAGCAAUAAUAAUAAUAACAUCGUUUGGCUUUGGCCCUCCUCCUUAGGCUUAUUAAUAAUAUUGCUAUCGAUAUUGGUCUGCUUCCCUAGCUGUUGGCUUUGGGUUGUUUCUUGGACUUAUUAUCAUUAGUAGCAUUAGUAUUAUUAGUAGUAGUGGUAUAAAUAAAUUCUCCUUCCCUAGCUGUUGGCUUUGGGCAGUUUCUUGGACUUAUUAUUAUUAGUAGCAUUAGUAUUAUAAAUAAAUUCUGCUUCCCUAGCUGUUGGCUUUCGGCUGUAUCUUAGACUUAUUAUUAUUAAUAGUAUUAUUAGUAUUAUAAAUCAAUUCUGCUUCCCUAGCUGUUGGCUUUGGCCUGUUUCUUAGGCUUAUUAUUAGUAUUACUAUUUUGCUUCCCUAGUUGUUAGCUUUGGGCUACCCCUAAAUACUAUUAUUGAUACAGUUAUUGGUCAUUUGUUCUGCUCCCUUGGUAAUUGGCUGCUCCGUAAGCUUAUAGCAGCAUCAAUAAAUACGUUCUGCUCCCCUUUGGCUCUUUCUGAGGCUUAUUAUUAUUAAUAACAUAGAUAAAUUGUUCUCGUCCCUUGGCGAUUGGUUUUGGUGUCCUCAGGCUUAUUGUUAUCCAUAUCUGUUCUGCUCCCCUAUCUGUUGGUUUUGGGCUGCUUUUUAAGUGUUAAUAUUAUUAAGAUUAUUGUAUAUCAAUCCUGCUUCCCUGGCUAUGUCUUAGGGUUACUCUUAUUGAUAUUAUUAUAAAUACAUUAAUGUGCUCCCAUAGUUGGUGAUUUUGGGCUAUUCCUCGGGCUUACAAUUUUACGGCUUUUCUCUCUCUACAUUCCUAUAUGAAGUAAGUACCGAUUUGCCUUUCUUUUUCCAGCCGUGCCUUGUCUUUUUGGAGCAAAACUAUCUGACUUUUCUCCCAAACUCAGGGAGAAUAUUGUCUGAUUUUGUUUUUUGUUUUUUUUGCCGUUUCUUUGUGUGGUGGGAGAACACCCCCCCCACACACCUUUUUCUGUUUCAUAACUCAAAACACUUGCCUUUCUUACUGUCUUUCCUAUAUUUUUGAGGCAGGAAGAGGAGGCAGCUGUCCUAAGUUUGGCUUUAACCCUCUUAUCGCUCCGACCCAAGAGCUGGACUCUGCCCUGAUCCUUUUCCUUCCUUCCACCAAACUCUCAGAGUAGCCCUGUCCCUUUGUUUCCUCCCUUCUGGAUCCAAAUCUGUGGUUCUCUUCGAUUCACCUGUUUUCCUCUUGACCUCACGAUCUCUGUGAACUGAUUUGGGGAUCCUUCAGAAGCCAUCAUGUCCGUGGCGGGGCUGAAGAAGCAGUUCUACAAAGCCAGCCAGCUGGUCAGCGAAAAGGUUGGAGGGGCCGAAGGGACGAAGCUGGACGAUGACUUCAAGGAGAUGGAAAAGAAAGUGGACCUCACCAGCAAAGCUGUGGUCGAGGUUUUGGCACGGACGACGGAAUAUCUCCAGCCCAAUCCCGCCUCUCGCGCCAAGCUGACGAUGCUGAACACGGUCUCCAAGAUCCGGGGGCAGGUGAAGAACCCAGGCUACCCUCAGUCCGAAGGCCUCCUCGGCGAGUCCAUGAUCCGGUACGGCAAGGAGCUGGGCGAGGAGUCCAACUUCGGAGAUGCGCUGCUGGACGCAGGCGAAUCCAUGAAGCGCCUGGCCGAAGUGAAGGACUCCCUGGACAUCGAGGUCAAGCAGAACUUCAUCGACCCCUUGCAAAACCUGUGCGACAAGGACUUGAAGGAGAUCCAGCAUCAUCUAAAGAAGUUGGAAGGCAGGCGCUUAGACUUCGACUACAAAAAGAAGCGGCAGGGGAAGAUCCCGGACGAGGAGCUCCGGCAAGCGCUGGAGAAGUUCGAGGAGUCCAAAGAAGUGGCCGAGACGAGUAUGCACAACCUCCUGGAGACGGACAUCGAGCAGGUCAGCCAGCUGUCAGCUUUGGUGGACGCCCAGCUCGAUUACCACCGGCAAGCCGUGCAGAUCCUCGAUGAGCUUGCGGACAAACUCAAGCGCAGGGUGCGGGAAGCGUCCUCACGCCCCAAGCGCGAAUACAAGCCAAAGCCCAGGGAAACCUAUGAAUUUGGGGAGAGCGACCAAUCAAACGGCGGCUUCUCCUGCAACCCGGCCCCCAAAGUCUCAGCAGCUUCCUCCUCUUUCCGAUCCGAAAAGCCAUCCCGGACCCCCAGCCGGACGUUUUCUCCCCUGGACCAGCCGUGUUGCAAAGCGCUGUAUGAUUUCGAGCCGGAGAAUGACGGGGAGUUGGGCUUCAAGGAAGGCGAUAUCAUCACGCUGACCAACCAGAUCGACGAGAACUGGUACGAGGGCAUGAUCAACGGCCAGUCGGGCUUCUUCCCGCUCAACUACGUGGAGGUGCUGGUCCCGCUGCCCCAGUGAGAGGCUCCACUCCUGGCGUCUUCUUUCUCUCUCCUCUUCCCUUCCCUCGCUCUGAAUCCCCUCUUCUUCCCUCUCUUUUACAUUCCAUGGGACUGAUCUGACACUAAUUCCCCCACGCUGGGGACCGCUACUCAACAUCAAUAGGUGGAGCAAAGCACAAAAGCGAGGUUCAGACUGACACCCCAGACUCCCGUAAACUCAUUCUGUCUCUCCGUUUGGUUUGGGAACACGUGGCACUUAUAAUUUGUGUAUUUUCCGCUUCCAGCCCCACCGACAGUGUUUAUCUUGUUUCAUUUUGCCCCCCCCCCCCCCCCAAAGAAAUUCGGGUGCACAAAGUCACAAUGUGUUCAGACUCCGUCUCCCAGUAUCCCCGAGGCUUUUGGGAGCUGGAGUCCGCGAUGUUGGAGUGACUAGAGCCUGGGAACCCAAGUGAGCAAUUAUACGAGGUUCUUCAUUUCUGCUCGUGAAAGGAGGCCUGUUAGAGACCCAAAACCGUUCAGCUAGCAUCGUUCCCCGUCUGCCUAUCUGAAAACACUACUAGACGGGCUUCUUUUUUCUGGGCAUAUUGACAAACGUCUUCCUUAAAAUUAGAGUUGUCUUGGUCCAAUUUCAAGGAGAGCUGGGCCCCACACGUAACACUUCAGCUCAUCCAGGGUCGUACGAGUUUCGUUCUCAUUCUCAAGCGUUGACAUUGAGAAAAGGGUCAGAGCGUCCUUGAAUGUAAAUACCAUCUCGGAAGCAGGCCCUCCACGGUGUUGUUUUUCUGUCCAUGGUGCUAGCUUUCUGUCUGCGUUGUUUUCCUCUCCCUGAGGCACUCGCUUUCUCCUUGCAGCGGUCGUGAAAUCCCAAAGCUCCUUGCAGGUGGCAUUAUCCCGAGCCUAGCAGCAGUAGAUGCUUCCUCGCUCAUCCCUUUAACCCCGUUUGCUGCCGUUUGAAAGCAUUUUGCUUAAACGGACUGCGGGGAUUACAACUGGGAUUCUGUGAGGGUCUUUCUGCCACGGGACCGACCCUUUCCCAAGUCGCUCGGCAUUUGUUGCAUUCGAUUUGCACCCCGAGGGCUCUUCUGUGCCUUCCGAGAUCUCUCCGUGCGCAUCCCAUGAUGUUGCUUUUUCUUCGGCACUAGAAAACGGGGCAACAAAGAGGUAUAGCCGAGCCAUACAUAGCUGUAUUAUAAUCCCCUCGUCCCUGGAAUAAUAGUGUCCUUACAGUGCUGCUCUCUCACUGCGGGCAGUGGGACUCAACUCGGCCACGAUGACUCCCCAUUCCUUUGCCUUUCCCCGUUACGUGGCCUUUGGCUUCCCUUCCUUCCUUCCUCGGGAAACACCAAUUCAGUUUGGUGGGUUCACGAUCUGACCGUGCUUUUUUAUCCAACGAUAACAAAAUAAUUUAGCUCGGUUUAUGCUCACCUUGAUUUGGGCUGUGAAACAGUCGAAAACAAAGUUAUUUGCGGAGCCAUUAGGGAGGCAAAAAUGGAGACCGAGAAACAUGGGCAGAUCUUUCCAUCAUUUGGCUGCAUUAUACAGUGCAUACAUAUAUAUGUGUGUACGUAUAUAUGUGUAUAUAUACUUUCUUCUCCCGUUGGUCUCCCCACGAUCUGACACACUUGUAAUAUUUAUAUCCGUAUAUUUUAUAUAUAUAUAUAUCUAUAUCAAACUUAUUUUGUAGUUGGUUCUCUCUUGGGGUGGGAUGGGUUGAAUUCGUAAUCUUGUACAAGCCACUUACACACGUUAUAUACAUUAUAUAUAUUAUAUAUAAAUAUCAUUUACUGUCCUUGCUGUCCUAGGCGAGCACCUUUUCUUUCAGUGUGUUUUCAACAUUGUUCCUGACCGUCUCCAUGUCCGUUCAGCCCCAAAUACGACACAAAGUCCCUUGGGUUACGUGCUUAACCCUCUUUCCUCUUCAUACUCACUCGGAACAAGUGUUUUGGAUGAAUUUUAAGAUUUGUAGAUCUGUUUCUCUGUGGGAAAAGUCGCCACAGGUGUCAUGCUGUCUGUUCGAUCGGGCUUUUUCUAUCCCUACUUUUGUAAAUACCGGCUUUCCUGAUUCUGUAACUCCAGGCCUUGGUUGUGUUCAAUGGAGUGAAACGAGAGUCUCUCUCUCUCUUUAUAUAUAUAUUUUUUGUAAUCUGGACACUUUCUUAAGAGGAGACGAUGAGAAACCCCUUCCUCCUCCUCCUGUUCUGGUUCGUGGAUUAUUGGGUUUUUUUUUCUUUUCUUCCGUUUCAUUUUGUAUCCUUGAAAUAAAAAGUAUUCAAUGUU